AUGGGACCUACUUUCCCCCUAUUUCGACUACCCGAUAAUGUUAUCGUCCACGUGCUUGAAAACAUGUAUUUCUAUCAGCUAUUGAAUAUCUCUCUUGUCUCAACAAGAGCCAAAACUCUUGUUACAUCCACUUGCCUUGAAGCAGACCUCAUCAACAUCAAAAUUUAUCAUUUUAUAGACAUAGAAGUGCUCUUUCGAGAUACGACAAGAAUGUAUCUCUGCUUUUAUUAUGACGGCAAUGAUGAGAAUGCGGCACAACCCGUAGAUGAUCUAAAUAGGCUAUCGGCCGUAGAUAUUACUCUUCCAGUUGAUGCGUUUCUUCUAUGGGGAGAAACAGUUCAAUCAUCCACCCCAUUCAACUUCAUCGAUUGGAUGAAUCACAUUCGGACUAUAUUCUGCUUUGCCAAACCACCGAAUGUUUGUUUUCAUCAUGAAUGUGAGAGAUUUGAUGCUCAAUAUUUAAAAGAAGCAAUUGGAAAUGUCGAUGUUCUUCGUGUGGAUAGUGAAGUAACUCUUAUUUAUAGCAAGGACAUUUUGAAAUAUUUCAAUACACCCAACGAAUUAUUUCUGGAAAGGAAUCCACUUGAAGAAGUCUCAGAAACUCAAAAGAUCUUUAUUCAAAACUUCAAAAUGUUCGAAUUUGAUGAUGUAUAUUCAUUGGAUGAUCUGUUAAUGGUCAACAGUGAGAAAGUCAGAUUCCGUCAUCCAAUAUCUCAGAAACAAUUUAACCGAUUCGUCAAGCUUUGGAUCAAUGGAUCUAAUCAACGACAACAAUACAUGCUUUUAGCAAUCAACAAAAAAGAUUUUGUCAGUGGAGAAGUGUAUUUGAAAGGAAUCAAAUGCAUGGAAAUGAAAGAAGAGGCGAAAAAAGAGAUCCGUGAAAAACACAGACUCAUGAAAUCUGUCGAUAUGAUUAAGAUCAAACGGAAGGAUGGGACAAUUGCAGUGAUUGGGAUCAAAGAUUCAGGAGAUACUCUCUAUGUCCACUUCAUUGUGCAACACUAA
Caenorhabditis remanei is the source of this 1005-nucleotide messenger RNA. RefSeq lists its product as uncharacterized. Gene Ontology annotation, molecular function: protein binding. The transcript has 2 exons. Lineage: Eukaryota; Metazoa; Nematoda; Chromadorea; Rhabditida; Rhabditidae. The record is from RefSeq and is a predicted model, not a curated record. Bases 1 to 1005 code for a protein of 334 amino acids.